Molecule: messenger RNA, 2649 nt
Organism: Emericellopsis cladophorae
Lineage: Eukaryota; Fungi; Ascomycota; Sordariomycetes; Hypocreales; Bionectriaceae
Product: Spindle pole body component-like protein
Exons: 2
Coding region: 1-2649 (882 amino acids)
Biological process (GO): establishment or maintenance of microtubule cytoskeleton polarity; mitotic spindle organization; microtubule polymerization
Cellular component (GO): kinetochore; microtubule plus-end; spindle pole body
Molecular function (GO): microtubule plus end polymerase activity; microtubule plus-end binding
Source: RefSeq, a predicted model, not a curated record
AUGGCCGACGCAGAGGAGGACUUCAGUUCCCUGCCGCUCCCUGAUCGGUUUACUCACAAAGUCUGGAAAGUCCGCAAAGCUGCCUACGAGGACGCUGCCAAACAGUUCUCUGCUUCCCCCAGUGAAGACGACCCCUGCUUUCGACCGUUCAUAAACGACCCGAGCUUGUGGAAAGGGGCCGUAUUAGACUCCAAUGUCGCGGCUCAACAAGAAGGUGUCACGGCGCUCAGCGCAUUCCUCAAAUAUGGCGGAAGGGACUGUUGCACCCGAACACGCGGUCACGCGAUUACACCUAUCGUUGAGAAGUGCUUGUCGUCCACCAGAGCUGCGACAAAACAGAAUGCCAUCGAGGCCCUGCUUUUAUACAUAGAAAUGGAUACCGCGGGACCAGUUAUUGAAGAGAUGCUGCCCGGCUUGUCGAACAAAGUCCCCAAGAACGUGGCUGCUACACUCAACGCCCUCACCCAGGUCUUUCACAACUUCGGCUGCAAGAUCGUGGACCCGAAGCCAGUAUUAAAGUGCCUGCCUAAGGUAUUCGGUGCCGCUGACAAGAAUAUUCGUGCCGAGGCGACGAAUCUUACCGUGGAGCUUUACCGAUGGCUUCGCGAGGCCAUGAAACCCAUGUUUUGGGGCGAACUCAAGAGUACCCAGCAAACCGACUUGGAAGCGCAAUUCGAGAAAAUUAAAGCCGAGCCCCCGCCAAAGCAGGAAAGGCUCCUGCGUUCCCAGCAAGCAGCCCGAGAGGCUGCUCCAGCUGGCGGUGAUGAAGAAGAAGAAGUCGACGAUGAACCUGAAGAAGCCGGCGCGAUGGACGCAUUCGAUCUGGCGGAACCGCAAGAUGUGCUAUCAAAGGUGCCCUCCAAUUUCAGCGAGCAGCUUGCCUCGUCGAAAUGGAAGGACCGCAAAGAGGCCGUCGAAGGACUGUACAAAGUCUUGGACGUACCUAGGAUCAAGGACGGUGAUUUCGGAGAGAUCAAUCGUGGGCUCGCCAAGUGCAUGAAAGACGCAAACGUUGCCGUUGUCACGCAAGCUGCCCAAUGCAUUGAAUUGCUGGCCAAGGGGUUACGCACCAAUUACGCCAAAUACAGAGCAACUGUCAUGCAGCCCAUCAUGGACCGUCUGAAGGAGAAAAAGGCUACAGUCGCUGACGCACUCGGAGGAGCUUUGGAUGCUGUAUUUAUGGCGACAAGUUUGUCAGACUGUCUUGAGGAUGUUGUCGCUUACCUGGGAAACAAGAACCCUCAGGUCAAGGAGGGUACCAUGAAGUUUCUCAUCCGCUGUCUCCGAACUACUAGGGACGUUCCCGGGAAGCAAGAAAUCACGACUAUCUGCGAAUCUGGCAAGAAACUGCUGGCAGAAUCCAGCCCGGCACUACGUGAUGGUGGUGCUGAGAUCCUGGGCACCGUGAUGAAGAUAAUCGGUGAGCGAGCCAUGACGCCGUACCUCGACGGUCUUGACGACAUCCGCAAGACCAAAGUGAAGGAAUUCUUCGAAGCAGCCGAGGUGAAAGCAAAGGACAAACCUAAGCCCAAACCACCUGCUCCCAAGGCAGCUGCUCCAGUGGCUAAGAAAGUGCUGGGCGGAAAGAAACCCGUCGCUAGAAAGCCUGCGGCACCGGCACCAGCCACGGCUUCGUCAGCUGAGCCUGCGCCAGCUGCGCCGAAAGCAGCCGCUGGCAAGGUAGGCAUGCCCAAGCCCUCGGGUCUUGGUGGUCUUAAAGCUCCUCAGAAGCGUGCAUUGGGCGCACCUGCGUCACCAAGGCGUGCACCAGGCGGACCGCCUGUCAUGCCUGGCGAAGACGAUGCCCCUCCCCCACAGCCGAAAGCUGGCCUCACUCGUGGCCUGGCAGGUCGGUCCCUUGCCAAACCUGCGUCGGCUGCUCCUCAAAUGCCCCCAGACUCACCUCCACCACAAAGUGGGUUGACAGCUGUGGAGCGAGCAGAGCUGGACGAAUUGCGUGCCGCAAAUGAGCGGCUCACUCGACAGGUGGAUGACAUGAGACAAGAGAGAAGCAAGUUCAUGACGGAGAUCCAGGAGCUCAAAAAUCAGAACGCAGGUCUCAUUGAGGACCACACUCGCGACGUCCUGAGUAUCAAGGCGAAGGAAACACAGCUUGUGAGGGCACGCAGCGAUGCUGAAGCCACUGAGCAGGUGAACGAACGCCUUCGACGGGAGCUCGAACGCUUAAAGAGAGCCUUGAGUCGUGCCGAAGGCCUCGGUGUGCCGUCAGGUGGCUCAGGAAGCCCCAGGCUCACAUCACCAACCCUGGACGAGGCUGGGAUCUAUCGUGACUCUGGCGCAGCGUCCUCGAACAGGCAUCGGAUGAGCUUCACCAGCACGCAGUCUGAGGAAAAGGAGAACGGCGAGCUAUUACAUGCUAGGACCAAGGCCCUUAGCCCUGAGCUGAGAUAUGCAGGCAGUGGAGCGUCGUCCGGCCGAGGUUCUCCUGCUAGGGGGUUCAGGAGCGCUCAGUCGAACCUCGACGACCACAGCGAAUCUGGCUCAGCAAUGUCCCGAGAGAGGCCCGUUUCAUCUUUACCGCAGCCCUCCGGAAAUGGCCAGGAGAGUUGGAAGCGCGCUGCUGAAGUGACCAGCGAAGCAGGGCUAUUCACGCCCUUGAAUAGGAGUACGCAGAGAGCAGGCACUUAA